Cynara cardunculus var. scolymus (artichoke) is the source of this 2453-nucleotide messenger RNA. RefSeq names its product UTP:RNA uridylyltransferase 1. The transcript has 6 exons. Gene Ontology annotation, molecular function: RNA uridylyltransferase activity. Lineage: Eukaryota; Viridiplantae; Streptophyta; Magnoliopsida; Asterales; Asteraceae. The record is from RefSeq and is a predicted model, not a curated record. Bases 39 to 2219 code for a protein of 726 amino acids.
UCACCUGAUCUGUCUUCAAACCCCUUCACCCACAAACCAUGGCCGGCGGUGGAGGCGAUGCUCCGCCACCACCACGACCACCUGUAAACGGCGGUGAAUUCCUUCUUCACUUGCUCAAAAACCCUCCACAGCAUCCCCGUUCCAAUACCCAACAACAACCACCACAACCGCCACCGGCACUACCUCACGAUCCAGCCGUCGCCGCCGUUGGACCCUCCAUACCCUUCCCAUCUCAUGGUAGCGAUUAUCUCCCACCCUCCCGCCCUUCACUUUUCCCACCUCAUAACUACUUCAAUCAAGGGUUAGGGUUCCCCCAAAACCCUAACCCUAAUCCCAAUCUCAUCAAUCCAAACCCUAACUGGCCCUUGAAUUUCAUGCAUAACCACCCGAUCAACAACCAGGGAGUGUUUGAUGAUCUAGCAAAGCUUGGAAUUAUUUACAGUAACCACCAAAACCAGCAGCAGCAGCAGCAGCAAGACCGACACAAUAAGCUCGUUUUUGGUUCUUUGUAUCCUGAUAUUCAAAGCUCUAAAGUGUCAAAAAAUGGUAAUUUGGAUUACGAUCUGGCUAAUAUUGAGAAGCAUUUGUUGAAGGAGAGAGAAUUGGGUGUUGGGAACAGUAGAGUGAACGGUUUAGAGGUUGAUGUUAAGAGGAAUGCCGAGUUUAAGCAAAAUGUCCAAAUUGGUUCAUUGGCAUUUGGUAAUUAUAGGUCAACGGAAGCUGCUUCACAGCAGCAAGCACGGCGGAUACCGCCUCCAGGUUUUUCAAGCAAGGCAAGGACUGUAGGGAAGAGGAAUAUAGAACAGAGCGUGGACAAGGGAAAGGGAAAUCACAGAGAUGUUAUGAGUUCAGGCGGCGGGUUUGUUGACGGAGAAAGGUUCCACAUUGGGGAAAGGAGUUCGGGUGAGGGUGGGUUUAUUAAUCAGCUAGAUGACCCGGGUCCAUCGAGAGGAAAUAAUCUUCAUUCGGUUCCUGCGACUGAUGUUGAAGAGUCCAUGAUGACAUUACAUGCUAUGAAUGAACUAAAAUCGAGGAACAAUGGGCUUGAUGCAAGGGAAUUGGAUGAGCUAGACGAACAUGUUGAUAAUUUACUACUUGAAGAUGGAACAGAUGAAAAAAAUGAUAUAAAGAAGGUCCCUAAAUCCCGAGAUAAGGAUUACAGGUCAGAUAAGAGGGGCCAAUGGCUAGUUAACCAGAGAAUGAGGAACUAUAGAAGUCAUACAGAAUGCCGGGGGGAUAUAAAUAGGCUAAAUACUCCUUUUCUGGCAAUUUACGAAUCCUUGAUACCGGCAGAGGAAGAGAAGGAGAAGCAGAAGCAACUUAUGGCGUUAUUGGACAAACAUGUUAAGAAAGAAUGGCCUGGAGCUCGGUUGUUUCUUUAUGGAUCAUGUGCUAACUCAUUCGGGUUUCGUAAAAGCGACAUUGAUGUUUGCCUUGCAAUGGGGGAUGCGGACAUCAACAAAUCGGAAAUCUUGUUGAGGCUAGCUGACAUAUUGAAAUCAGAUAACCUUGAAAAUGUUCAGGCGCUGACUCGUGCCAGGGUGCCCAUAGUGAAGCUUAUGGAUCCGGUCACUGGAAUCUCUUGUGAUAUUUGUGUAAACAACUUGCUUGCCGUUAUAAAUACAAAACUUCUUCGAGAUUACUCGAAGAUAGAUGUAAGGUUGCGACAAUUGGCCUUUAUUGUCAAACAUUGGGCGAAGUCGAGAGGAGUUAACGAAACUUAUCAAGGAACCCUAUCCAGCUAUGCGUAUGUUUUGAUGUGCAUUCAUUUCUUACAGCAGCGUUCGCCUUCCAUCCUUCCCUGUCUGCAGGAUAUGGAGAUAACUUAUUCAGUAAAUGUGGAUAAUGUCAAGUGUUCUUUCUUUGAUCAAGUGGAGAAACUUCAAGGUUUUGGAUCUCGCAAUGGUGAAGGUAUUGCUCAGUUGGUUUGGGCGUUCUUCAACUAUUGGGCGUAUUGUCAUGAUUAUGCAAAUGACGUCAUAUCUAUUCGUACCGGAAGCAUAGUAAGCAAACGUGCAAAAGACUGGACUAGGAGGAUCGGGAAUGACCGUCAUUUGAUAUGCAUAGAAGAUCCAUUUGAGGUAUCUCAUGAUCUGGGUCGAGUGGUGGACAAACGUAGCAUUCGUGUCUUGAGAGAGGAAUUUGAGCGGGCUGCAGAAAUUAUGCAGCAUGAUCCCAAUCCUUGCGUAAAGCUCUUCGAGCCCUAUAUUCCGUGUUGAGUUGCUACCAUUUUUGCCCAUAGCCCAAAUACAAUGUUGGUAGUCGCUGGUAAGUAUCUCUAGACCUACAACCUGUAAAUUCCUUGCCCGAUUUUCUAUGUGCUGGUGUUUUUGCAUAUUUUUAUUAGGCUUCCUAUCUAUGGAUUUGAUCUUAUGAUCUCUUCUGUAAAGAACUGUUUCAUACAGAUUUGCGUAUUUAAUUUGUUUAUGCUAUAAUUAUCAUUUGUUUUUGUU